Molecule: messenger RNA, 726 nt
Organism: Candida dubliniensis CD36
Lineage: Eukaryota; Fungi; Ascomycota; Pichiomycetes; Serinales; Debaryomycetaceae
Product: 60S ribosomal protein uL30
Exons: 3
Coding region: 1-726 (241 amino acids)
Biological process (GO): maturation of LSU-rRNA from tricistronic rRNA transcript (SSU-rRNA, 5.8S rRNA, LSU-rRNA)
Cellular component (GO): cytosolic large ribosomal subunit
Molecular function (GO): RNA binding; structural constituent of ribosome
Source: RefSeq, a predicted model, not a curated record
AUGGCUACCACUUUGAAACCAGAAACUUUACAAAAGAAAGAAAAAGCUCAACAAAAAACUGCUGAAGAAAGAGCUGCUGCCAAGAAGGUCAGAAAAGCUGCCAACAAAGAAAAGAGAAAGGUUAUCUUUGACAGAGCUGCUGCUUACCAAAAGGAAUACACUGAAGCUGAAAGAUCUGUCAUCAAGGCCAAGAGAGAUGCUAAAGCUUCUAACUCUUACUACGUUGAUGCUCAACCAAAAUUGGUUUUCGUUGUCAGAAUCAAGGGUAUUAACAAGAUUCCACCAAAGCCAAGAAAGGUUUUGCAAUUAUUAAGAUUGACCCAAAUUAAUGCUGGUGUUUUCGUCAGAUUGACCAAAGCCACCUCUGAAUUGAUCAAAUUGGCUGAACCAUACGUUGCUUACGGUUACCCAUCUUUGUCUACCAUCAGACAAUUGGUCUACAAGAGAGGUUUCGGUAAGGUCAACAAGCAAAGAAUUGCUUUAUCUGACAAUGCCAUUAUUGAAGCUAACUUGGGUAAAUUCAACAUCUUGUCUAUUGAAGAUUUGAUUCACGAAAUUUACACUGUUGGUCCAAACUUCAAGCAAGUCAACAACUUCUUGUGGCCAUUCAAAUUAUCCAAUCCAAACGGUGGUUUCAGAGCCAGAAAAUUCCAACACUUUAUCCAAGGUGGUGACACCGGUAACAGAGAAGAAUUCAUUAACGCUUUAGUUAAACAAAUGAACUAA